ACGUUUAUAUUUGCAGUUUCUUUGCAUUGUUUUUAGUAAAGUUAGCAAGAAAAGGCUACAUUCUCGGUCGUCCUCGCGUUACCAACCUCCACUCGGCGUUUUUCGUAACCGCUCGGCUUCACCCGCCGACCCUCGGAGCCUCUCGCCAGAGUUGAUCCUUCGCUGUCGUCGUCCGCCUCGUCCUCCUCUCCGUGUUGUUGUUCUCGGUGACGCGACGGAGGUGUAGCCUGACGCGGUCUCUUACGUGUCGGUCUGAAUAAAAGUGGAGCUCCGUAGACCCGGGAGUGACGAAGCGAGUCUGUGUUGAUGAAGAUGGAAGCCGGUUCAGAGGUGCAGCAGAGCGGCGAAGCAGCAGUCUCUGAGUCCGAGGCGCAGCAGAUAACCCUCACCCAGGCGCCCAUCACAGCAGGCCACGUGACCUCCAGCAGCCCAGGCGUCACCAUCGUGCAGCUCCCCAACGGUCAGACGGUGCAGGUGCACGGCGUGAUCCAGGCGGCCCAGCCCUCCGUCAUCCAGUCACCUCAGGUCCAGGCCGUUCAGAUCUCCACCGUGGAGAGCGAGGACUCCCAGGAGUCUGUGGACAGCGUCACGGAUUCCCAGAAGAGGAGAGAGAUUCUGUCCAGACGGCCGUCCUACAGGAAGAUUCUGAACGACCUGUCGUCCGACGCUCCCGCCGUGCCUCGCAUCGAGGAGGAGAAAUCUGAAGACGACUCCGGUCCAGCCAUCACCACGGUUACCAUGCCCACCCCCAUCUAUCAGACGAGCAGUGGGCAGUACAUCGCCAUCACGCAGGGCGGGGCCAUCCAGCUGGCCAGCAACGGCACCGACGGGGUCCAGGGCCUGCAGACCCUCACCAUGGCCAACGCCGCCGCCUCGCAGCCCGGCACCACCAUCCUGCAGUACGCCCAGACCAGCGACGGCCAGCAGAUCCUCGUCCCCAGCAACCAGGUCGUCGUUCAAGCUGCUUCCGGCGACGUCCAGGCCUAUCAGAUCCGGACGGCUCCGACCAGCACCAUCACGCCGGGUGUCGUCAUGACAGCGUCUCCCGCGUUGGGAACAGGAGGAGGCACAGAGGAAGUCACACGGAAACGGGAAGUCCGGCUAAUGAAAAACAGGGAGGCAGCCCGGGAGUGUCGCAGGAAGAAGAAGGAGUACGUGAAGUGUUUGGAGAACCGCGUGGCCGUACUGGAGAACCAGAACAAAACCCUCAUCGAGGAGCUCAAAGCCCUCAAAGACUUGUACUGCCACAAAUCAGAGUAGAGCGCCCCCUGUGUACAGAGACUCCGCUCAGAGCCGCACCUGGAAGCCACUCCUCCUUUUCUACGUUUCCUGCUUUCUUACGAAAAAAAAAAACCAAACAAACAAAAAAACUGCUGAUAAA
This is a messenger RNA of Poeciliopsis prolifica (blackstripe livebearer), 1381 nucleotides long. Its product is annotated as cyclic AMP-responsive element-binding protein 1-like. Gene Ontology annotation, cellular component: ATF4-CREB1 transcription factor complex; nucleus. Gene Ontology annotation, molecular function: DNA-binding transcription factor activity, RNA polymerase II-specific; cAMP response element binding; protein binding. Gene Ontology annotation, biological process: regulation of transcription by RNA polymerase II. Lineage: Eukaryota; Metazoa; Chordata; Actinopteri; Cyprinodontiformes; Poeciliidae. The record is from RefSeq and is a predicted model, not a curated record. The transcript is spliced from 8 exons. The coding region runs from base 307 to 1260 and encodes 317 amino acids.